UAUCCUCAACCAACACACAACCCGAGUAAUUCAUCACUGAUUUACCAGCGAACGAGCGAGCGACAGACGGGAUGCCAAAAACUGAAUCGAGUAUCGUCAUUGGGACUUGUGGAGGGGUUAGGAUCUGAAUAACAGCGAGAUAGCAGGAUCAAAACAGAGUAAGGGGAGGCCACGAACAGCCCGAAAAGCUCCGUGCUUUCUCUCCAUCAACUUCCCGGAGGGCUGCGCAUGCAGCCUGUGUGUGAGUUAGUGAAACUAGCUAGUCUAGUAUUGUUCUGACUUCACUACAGUGCCCACUCCGAGAGAGAGGACGCACAACAAAAGGGAAAGAAAGGAAGCAAGGACGGACUAAUUAUAACGAACACGGUUGUAGUUGAACGUAAUGGUCCUGCGAUACCAAUCUUAGAUCCCAAGAUUGAUCAGUUUUAGUUCUGUUUGGUUUGCGUCUUGGUCGCCGAGAGUGGACUCGUCGGGUGGUGUUGCGCUGAGCUGAAACGGGGCUGUCCACAUGGUCCAACCACUGGUGUGAAAGUUGACUUCUUCAGAAUUCAAGAACAGGUGCCACGUGAUGAUGGUGGAAUCGGCCUCUGAGACCACUCGAACUACGCCCUCCAAUCAGAACGGAGUCAGCAGCCUCAGCAGCCAUUCGGACGGCGGGGGAGGGAGAGAAGGCGGGUCCAACGGGGACACCAAUGGGGAGAUCAGCCCAGUGGACCUACUGCACCUCCAGCAGCAGCAGGCCCUGCAGGCAGCCAGACAGUUCCUCCUCCAACAGGCCUCUGGACUCAACUCCCCCAGCAGCAACGAGGUGAAACAGAGCCCGGUGCAGGUGCCAGUGUCCAUGACUAUGUUGGCCCCCCAGAUGAUCAGUCCUCAACAGAUGCAGCAGAUCCUGUCCCCUGCUCAGCUACAGGCCCUGCUGCAACAACAACAGGCCAUCAUGCUACAGCAGCUACAGGAGUACUAUAAGAAGCAGCAGGAGCAGCUGCAUCUUCAGCUUCUGACUCAGCAGCAGCAGCAGGCUGGGAAGCAGGCGGCCAAAGAGAGUCUCCACUCACCUGGUGUCCCAGGUCUGAGAGGAAGAAAGAGAAGCAGCACUGCUGAGGACCUCGAGGCCCGGAGGUGCUCACCCUACUGGUUAGAAUGGGUAUGGCAGCAGCAGAUAGGUAACAAGCAGUUGGCCUUCCAGCAGCAGCUCAUUCAGAUGCAGCAACUUCAACAGCAGCACAUCCUCAACCUGCAGAGACAAGGCCUGGUCUCCCUACAGCCCAGUAACCCCAUGCAGAGCCUGCAGCAAGCCAUGUGUCCUGGGGACCUGCAGCAGCUGUGGAAGGAGGUGUCGGGGGUGCAGUCUGCAGAGGAGGCCCUGAAGCAGCAGCAGACUGGAGAGGGUCUGGACCUCAGCACCAACUCUACCUCAACCUCCUUCCCCAAAGCAAACACACGCAGCAGCCUGCACAAUGGACAGGACAACCACACCCCAAAGAGAGACAGAUACAGAGACAGGUACACAGACAGAGCAAGACUCUUUGAAUGGAUCUCCUCCUUCAGCAAGGCAGACCUCGGAGAUGAACACCUCAUGCCUUACACCAAAGGCGGCCCACUAUCCAGCAGCCACCACGAGGAGCAUGCAGGUUCCCAUCCUCUCUAUGGCCAUGGAGAGUGUAAAUGGCCUGGCUGUGAGGCUCUGUGUGAUGACAUGGGACAGUUCAUCAAGCAUCUGAACAACGAGCAUGCUCUGGAUGACCGCAGCACGGCCCAAUGCAGGGUGCAGAUGCAGGUGGUCCAACAGCUGGAGAUACAGCUGUCCAAGGAGAGUGAACGACUGCAGGCGAUGAUGACCCACCUGCACAUGCGCCCUUCGGAGCCAAAGCCUUUCAAUCAACCUCUGAACCUGGCGUCCAGUGGCUCCCUGCUGAAGAGGGAGAGCGAUGCGUACCCCGAGGGUCUACCUCACCCCCCCACCUCUGCCGCCGCCCCUAUUACCCCGGUCCGCCAGGGCCCCUCUGUCAUCAGCUCCUCCAGCCUGCACUCACACUCACACUCACACUCACACUCACACUCACACUCACACCCGCACGGCGUGGGACCCAUACGCAGGCGCAUCGCUGACAAGUUCUGCACCCCCAUCGCCUCAGGUAUACGAGAGGAGCUGGCGCAGAACUGUGAGUUCUAUAAGAACGCUGACGUCAGACCUCCCUUCACCUACGCCUCUCUCAUACGCCAUGCCAUUCUGGAGGCUCCAGACAUGCAGCUGACUCUUAAUGAGAUCUAUAACUGGUUUACACGAAUGUUCGCCUACUUCAGGAGAAACACAGCCACAUGGAAGAAUGCUGUGCGCCACAACCUGAGUCUGCAUAAGUGUUUUGUGAGGGUGGAGAACGUGAAGGGGGCCGUGUGGACGGUGGACGAAGUGGAAUACCAAAAGAGAAGACCACCAAAGAUGACUGGGAGUCCUACUCUGGUGAAGAAUAUGAUUUCAGGCCUGGGCUUCGGUUCCCUAAACGCCAGCUACCAGGCGGCCCUUGCAGAGAGCAGUCUGACUCUGUUGAACAGCCAGGGCCUGGUUAACCCCUCCUCUGCCGCCAGCCUCAGCAUGCUACACGGGAUGGGUCACAAUGACGUCAGCUCCACUGUGGAACAGGUCAACAGCAACGGUAGCUGCAGCCCUACACUCAGCCCACAGCAGUAUGGACACCAGGUCCAUGUGAAGGAGGAGCCCACUGAGGUUGAGGAGGACAGACGCUCCGUGUCGCUCAUGGCAACUAUCACUCAUGGCAACAUGGCAUUGCCUAGCGAUCGGGAUGACCGAGAUUUGGAGGACGAGCUUCCAACCGACGAGCUGGAGUAGGAUUGGAAGAGCUGAACCAGUGGGCGGGACUUUGAGGUUUAAUCCCGCCCCCUCCAUUGGAGGGAAGAGAAAUUAUGACACAUAAAAAAGAAGAUAUAGAGUUUUUAAAAAGUAUGAUUUCUUUUAAAGCAAGAAACCAACAACAAUGAGAAACUUCAAACAGGGUUAGACCUCCGUUAUGUAUCGAUGCAAAAAUAACACUCUGGAGCAUUGCUUUAUCCCCACACGUUUUCACCCACCUCACCACCCCCCCUCCUCCCCCACCCUAUGAGCAGGGUAUUGCCAGAGAGACAGCUCUCAGUGGUGAUAUGGAGGUUCCCCCUUCUCCUCUGUCCUCCUCUCCCUGCUGAUUGUGACAGAUGUUCUGCCCUACAGUCCUUUAGUGCUGGUAGUUUGAUGUUCACACCACUUAAAUAUACAUACAGGUGUGUGUGAGGGAGAGUGUAGACACACACACACCAGAUCAUGUAUAUAUAUUUUGGAACAGUCACCAGGAUGUGUAUACUUCUCCUACGAUCCUGUCAGUCGCUUUUUAUUUUCUUCUGUUAACUGAGAGAGAAGGAAAGACAGUUGUCAUUUUCUCAAAGAUUAACCCACAUCUGCUCACACAUCAGAAACCAAGCGUACAAGCCAGUCAGUGAUCCAUAGGUGAGACUGAGACUGGAUGGCAUGACUCUGCCCUAAGCCCACUCUCUACCCAUUCUCUGCCCAAGCCAGACAAGACUCUCUCUCCUCCUUAAGCCAAACACAGAAAGAAGAAAUCCCCCAUCCCCACAAAACAGAUUUCAGGAAGAGGACCCUUUGUCGCAUUACUCCUUCUUCAUGCGUGAUAGAGUGAUGGGCCCAGGCCACCGAGAGAGAGAGAGAAAGAGAGGUA
This is a messenger RNA of Oncorhynchus gorbuscha (pink salmon), 3728 nucleotides long. RefSeq names its product forkhead box protein P4-like. The transcript has 19 exons. The coding region runs from base 569 to 2851 and encodes 760 amino acids. The record is from RefSeq and is a predicted model, not a curated record. Lineage: Eukaryota; Metazoa; Chordata; Actinopteri; Salmoniformes; Salmonidae. Gene Ontology annotation, cellular component: nucleus. Gene Ontology annotation, biological process: regulation of transcription by RNA polymerase II. Gene Ontology annotation, molecular function: DNA-binding transcription repressor activity, RNA polymerase II-specific; RNA polymerase II cis-regulatory region sequence-specific DNA binding.